AUGUCGGCGCCUGUUGACAUGUUGUCGAGAAGGGGAGCGGGGGAGGCGCUCCACGCUGAUUUGCUGAAGCCUCGCCUCGGUGUGGACAACCCUUUAUUACUAGAUCCGCCUUUGGCCAUCGGAGAAGCAAAUCGCAUCCAUGUCGGCGGCGGCGCAGAUCCCAUCCCCACCCACCUACAUCCCAUCCAUGUCGUCGUCGUCGUCGGCGGAGCAGAUCCCAUCCCCACCCACCUACAGCGCCACGGCGUGGGGAGCGAGGAUGAGGCAUACUUCAUCGUGCGCACCAGCGAAGCCAAGAAACCCGGCGCCCGCCAGGACCGCGCCUGCGAUGGCGGCGUCGGGACGUGGAAGACGCAGAGCAGCGUCGAGAAGUCCCUGCGCGUCCGCGGCGAGAGGAUCAGGGUCCACGUCAGCAACCUCAACCUGCACAUUGGCAAAGGCAAGAACAGCGGCAGCGUGGGGUGGGUGAUGCACGAGUACACCAUCGCCGCGCCGCCCUGCCCGUCGCUCGUCAAGAUCUGCCACAUCGCCUUCAGCGGCCACGGCCGGAUGCGCAUGCGCGUGCCGGAUGGCCAACAAGUUCGUCAGAGUAGUGGUCAUGCACGCGUCGGCGACACCGUGGCCAGCGGUUCAUCAGCGCUUCCUUGUUCUGGGGCGAUGCUCGAUCACGGCUCCUCAGGCGUGGCAUAUGCUUCAUCAGCGCUUCCUUGUUCUGUGGUGAUGCUCGAUCAUGGCUCCUCGGGCGUGGUGUAUGCUUCUGGAGACGAAGAACCCUCACACCUCGUUCUGAUCGACGAUGACAACUUCUGGCAGAGCCCUCUUCUUGGCAGCAGCGACUUUCAGGGCUUCUCGUCCGCAGCGUCAGAGCAGUACACGGAGUUGGAGGCGCAGGUGCCGACUACAGAGCAGCAGGACAUUGUGGUGCCGCAGUUGAUGGGCCAACAAUCUACCAUGCCGGUGGCGCGGCAGUUGUCGGCGGGAGAACUGGAUUUCUGGAGCUCGAUUGGGGUUGAUGUGCAGAGCAAUAACAGUUUUGAUCAGGAGCAGUCCACAGGGGUCCAGAGCAGCUGGGUGGUGCCCAACAACAGCGCCAUGGCAACAGGGGCCCAGAGCAGCUGGGUGGUGCCCAACACCGGCGCCAUGGCAACAGGGGUCCAGAGCAGCUGGGUGGUGCCCAACAAUGGCGCCAUGGCAACAGGGGCCCAGAGCAGCUGGGUGGUGCCCAACACCGGUGCCAUGGCAACAGGGCUCCAGAGUAGCUGGGUGGCAGGAGACCUCGAUGACUUCUGCAGGUCAAUACUGACUAAUGUGCAGACCAACUGUGCGGCACCGGACUUCGGCAACAUGGCCACCGGAACGCUGGGCGGUGGCUGCUCGUUGCUAUUUUGGAUUGUCUUGAAUUACAAAUGGAACAGUAGGAUUUUCGACAAUAUCCACUCCACACCGCUUCAAGCAUGCCAUCUACUUAAUGUACUAUCAAAGGAACUUCUUGGUGAUUUUGAACCAUGUGCUGAAAUAUUUAUUCCGAUCCUGUGCAACUGCAAGGUUUCACGUAUUCUUCCACUUAUAGCUGAUGCAGCGAAGAAUGACCGCAGUGCAGUCCUCCGUGCUAGGUGCUGCGAAUAUGCACUCUUAACAUUGGAGUAUUGGGCAGAUGCUCCAGAAAUACACUGCUCAGCUGAUUUGUAUGAAGACCUAAUAAAGUCCUGUGUUGCAGAUGCAAUGAGUGAGGUCCGUGCAACGGCAAGGACUUGCUAUAGGAUGUUCACAAAAACAUGGCCUGAGCGUUCACACCGGCUUUUCAUGCCAUUUGAUCCUGCCAUACAGAGGCAAUCCUCAUUGCCUAAUGCCCUAAACAUACGACAUAAGUGUUCCUGCAAAAGCAGCCUUUUUGUAUACCUGUAUGUUUGUGAUGCGAAAACUGCAGAAUAUAAAUUCUUUAAGAAAUUGUGUGAACAGUCAGGCCAUAGCUCUCGUUCAUACAAACAUUCUCAUCAAAGCUUUGAAUCAAAGGAUUCCAAGCAAAAACAAGGAUCGUGCAAUGUGACUGCCCCGAAAAAGUUCUAUGUCCACGAGAAUACUGUGUACUGUGAUGACCCCCCUGCUACACCAGCUAAGAAUGAGGAAAUUCCUGGCGAGAAAAUUAGCGUGCAAUCCUCCCAUUCUGAAUAUGGCGAUAAAGAUACACCUCAAGUCAGCCCACAUGAUUGCCUGCUGGGUUUUCAUGUUCUCACACCUAUAGCUCAGACAUCAUUUGAUGUUACAGGGAUUUCAGGAAAUGUUGACAGAGAGCCUGUCAGUGGACAGAUCUUUUCAGAAAAGAGAAGCAAAUUAUUGAAGAUAGCAGCAAAAACAGUGUCAAUGGGAAGUGCUGAGUUGUUUCAAAGAAGGUCAGAAUUUGUACGUGACAUCCUGCAGAGACUAGGCACCGACAACAUCAUGAGAAAGCAAGAAGGGUCCAUGAGGCACAGGAAAAUGGACUGCAGACAAGCUCUUGCUACUCCCAAAGGCCAUUUUGAUAACUUGCUAGAUUACAAACGAAGUGAGUUUAAUUCAUUAGCUAAGCUGAGAAGAACUGGUAAAAUGUCAUCCUCUUAUGCAAGCGAUGAAGAAUGUGAGUUCAUGGCUUUACCAUGGGGAUACAAUCAGGGUCCUGUUGAUCGGAAAAAUGACUUAUCUCAUGGGGGUAGUGAAGCACGUGAGUGCGUGGCAUUGCCAUGGGUGUGUGUUAAUAAUACUCUGAGUUCUAAUCUGAAGGGAGACAUUGAUCACAACCAGGUUUCAAACUCAUUACUAGAGGAUGUCAAUCCAUACGUCCAUGGAAGAUGCGCUUUUGCUAAUGAAUUGAGUUUGAAUGUUCAAACUGAUUCCUAUGAUCAACAUGGAUGGGACCCUAUGUUGUCAGUAACACUCUCCAAGCCAUUUCGUGACAGAUUGUACUUCCCCUGUCAGAAUGAGGAGCAGCAUGCAGUACCAUUUGGAAUUUUAAAUACUUCUGGGCAACCUGACCUUUGCCGCUCCAUAGAACAAUAUACUUCUAGUUCAGUUGGAGUGUGUGGUAAUUCUGGUGCUGGAUUUUCAACCAGGCUUGCUCAGUUAGUUGUGAAACCAACUAUUUCAAGCAUUUUGGAAUGUGGGAGUGACAUUCUGGAUCACAAUGAUUUCAGAUGUAUCUCCAACUUCCAUGUCAGUCAAAGCAAUAACAUGCUCAGUUCAAACUCAAGUUGUCUGAAUUCCAUGUCAACUCCAGAGCAGUCAUACAGGGUUGGCGCAAAGAGCCUGCUUGAUUCUUCAUUUGGUCUAUCUUGUUUGGCUGGACUGGAGCAGUACUCCACGGAGGUAGAACUGCCUGAUAAUUCUGAUAGGCUUCUUCAGGUGUUGGAUCAGUUACCUGUGAAAUUCAUCCCUUCAAGUUUUUCAAACGACAAUUCCAGAAUUUGGGACCAUCAGUCUUCAUACGCAGAGCCUGCUUGUAAGCAAGAUUGGGGUAGCUUACAUGAUUCUUCUACAGAAUUGUGGUCAUCAGGGCAUCAACUCCAAUCCCAUGCUGAUUCGGGAGCUGUGCUUGGUUUCAUGCCAAAUGGAAGUGCUUACAGUAAUUUGGUGGAACGUCAUCGCAGCCUCAUGCUAGCCCAAGGAAACCUGAACAAUGACAUUCUUGGUACUACUGAUGUAUCAUUCUUUGGUUCUUGCUUAGCUUUGGAUAACAUCACAGAGGCUCCUAUGUUAUCUUCCAAUGGCAUAACGUGGUAG
Molecule: messenger RNA, 3753 nt
Organism: Miscanthus lutarioriparius
Lineage: Eukaryota; Viridiplantae; Streptophyta; Magnoliopsida; Poales; Poaceae
Source: the annotation of a GenBank genome assembly